AUGGUCCAACUACUGGCAGAGCUCACUCACUCGCAGAGUGGAACUCCCGUACAAGAGAAGGAAGAGCCCUCCAUGUCGAGGGAGGAGCAUGCCCAGAGGAUGCGGGAGCUGAACAUGAAGCGGAGCAUGAUGAGGGCGCCGAGGCGGGGAUGGAGCAUGACGGACUACCAGGGCGACAACGCCCCGACUCAUUCGUUUCAUGCCGCCGCAGCACACGUCGAUCGCCAGGUGUCGAUACCAGAGAACGCGGUUCUCCCUUCUCCUGCAACGCCUCCGCCAAGGUCGACAGUGGACCAGACCAUGCAGAUUCCACGUCGACCCAAGAUGCCCCCGCCACGUCGUUCGUACUCGGUAACAGAUAAGGAGCCUGAGCCUGUUGCGCCGGGCCAGCCGCGACCGUCGGAGCACAUGACCAUCCUGGACCUCCCUUCCGAGCUUCACUAUUCCUUGUUUGACUUUCUCGACCCGAUCGACGGCGUCUGCUUGGGGCUCGCGCACUCGAGGCUGUAUGCCAUCCACAAGCGAAAGUACGGCAAGGUACCACUGUGCAGCAGGUACUCCGGACCCAAUGACCGAGAGUGGGCGUGGCGAGGCGCAGGCCCGCUCAUCCGCCCGAUGGAGCAGAAGCGAGACAACAAUGCCCCCGGCGGCCUGGACCAGCUUCGCGUCAAGGGCCAGGUGUACUGCCGAAAGUGCGGCGUCGCUCGAUGCGAGCUGCACCGCCACCUGAAGGACUGGAUGGGCGAUGGGUACGAGUACUGCGGCAUCAAGCAGAUAUUUGGCAGGCCGGCGGACGAAGACGCGAGGCCGUACUGCUUUAUGAGCUCACCGAAGAACCCCCAUCGAUGCGGGCGUCAUGGGACGAGGAUCUUGUGA
Purpureocillium takamizusanense is the source of this 876-nucleotide messenger RNA. RefSeq lists its product as uncharacterized. NCBI's taxonomy places the organism in Eukaryota, Fungi, Ascomycota, Sordariomycetes, Hypocreales, Ophiocordycipitaceae. The record is from RefSeq and is a predicted model, not a curated record. Bases 1 to 876 code for a protein of 291 amino acids. The transcript has a single exon.